Messenger RNA from Penicillium malachiteum, 1743 nucleotides. Its product is annotated as putative MFS transporter. Gene Ontology annotation, biological process: transmembrane transport. Gene Ontology annotation, cellular component: fungal-type vacuole membrane. The transcript has 4 exons. The coding region runs from base 1 to 1743 and encodes 580 amino acids. Gene Ontology annotation, molecular function: transmembrane transporter activity. The record is from RefSeq and is a predicted model, not a curated record. NCBI's taxonomy places the organism in Eukaryota, Fungi, Ascomycota, Eurotiomycetes, Eurotiales, Aspergillaceae.
AUGUCUCUCGUCCAGCAUGUCUCUGCUAUCGAAGGAAUUGAUAGGGAUCCAGAACUCGAGUCCAGAGAGGAUGCACUGUCCAUUCGCCGCAAAAUCAGCUAUGAUGUGUUGCAGACCCCGAGCUUGACGCCUGCCGUUGCCGAGCAAGUACCGGGGACCCCAGCAUAUAAACACUCCUCGGCCAAGAGAAUAGCUCAGGUCAUAUUCACAGUUCUGGCAUGCUGGGUCGCGUCAGGGAUUGUAUUUGGAUUUGCAGCGCUGAAGCCAGUUCUUAUCGAGGAAGGUGUGUAUCACGACAAGUGCACCGAAGAGGAAUUACGCGAUGAAGUCAGUCUAUGCAAACAACAGGAUCUAAGGCUCAACCUUUUCUUCACCAUCGCUUCCAUCACGGCAAAUGUGUCUGCGCUACCUGUUGGAACCAUCCUCGAUCGAUAUGGCUCGCGUGUCUGUGGCGUCAUUGGGUGUGCUUUGCUGGCAGUUGGCAGUUUGCUAAUGGCAUUUUCUUUUUUACGACCAGGAUUCGAGGGUUUAGUCGCCGGCAACUUCUUCCUUGCUCUGAGUGGAACUUUCAUUUUCGUGCCCUCGUUUCAAAUCGCCAAUGCCUUUCCGCGAUACGCGGGGACCAUCGUCGCACUCGUCACUGGUGCAUUCGAUGCCUCAGCAGGUGUAUUCCUAUUCUAUCGCUCCAUAUAUGAGGCCUCAGAUAGGAACUUCACCCCGGACCAGUUUUUCCUCAUGUACCUGAUCGUUCCGCUACUCAUUCUCCUAGCCCUCCUUACAUUCAUGCCCACCCGCGAUUAUGUGCCCACAUCUGGACUGAAAGUUAAAAUGGAACGCGCAGAAGACGCAACCAGAGAUGUGCAUGAAUCAGACAUUGAGAUCGAGACCGAACGGGAACUACAGCAGGUACGCCGCAGGCGUGCGGAGCACCGGAAGCACAAAAUACGUCAAAUCCACGAGGUGCUUGGCAGUAAAGAUGAGAUUCAAUCUCGAGCAGAAAGGGAAGAGGAUCGCCAGGUUGUCAGCCAGGUCUGGGGUGUUCUGCAUGGUCUUCCAGCGCAGAAGCAAAUGGCUACACCGUGGUUUAUUCUGAUCACGCUCAUGACGGUACUCCAGAUGGUGCGAAUGAACUACUUCAUUGCAACUAUCCGCGCGCAGUACGAGUACAUGCUUGGCUCCUUCAAGGAAGCGGAGCAGAUUAACAGCUUUUUUGAUGUUGCCUUGCCUGUUGGUGGUGUUCUUUUCACUCCAUUUAUUGGCUUCUUACUCGAUCGCUUGAGCGUCCCCGCAAUGUUAACCUUGAUUGUGAUAUUCACCACGAUAAUCGGUCUUCUGAACUCGAUCCCUACUUUAUGGGCGGGUUAUAUGACUGUUGUCUUAUUUGUGUUGCUACGUCCUCUAUACUAUUCUGCGAUGUCUGACUAUGCUACGAAGGUGUUUGGCUUCGCUACGUUUGGCCGCGUCUACGGGGCUAUCAUCUGUCUCUCAGGACUUGUCAACUUUUCUCAAUAUGGAUUGGAUGCUCUCACUCACCAUACUUUCCAUGAGAACCCCAUCCCAAUCAAUGCGUUCUUGGCCGCGUCAGGGUUUGUGGUUGGAGUAGCGCUUGUUAGCUUUGUUACUGUCGCAGGUCGUAGACUUAAGGCUCAGGCGGAAAGGAAUGACGAAGAACGAGAGCCACUACUGCUUGAGGAAGAUGAAGAUGACAAUGAAUCUGAUGAGUAUGACUCGCAAGAUCAUUAA